Messenger RNA from Plasmodium gonderi, 786 nucleotides. RefSeq lists its product as hypothetical. The record is from RefSeq and is a predicted model, not a curated record. The coding region runs from base 1 to 786 and encodes 261 amino acids. Lineage: Eukaryota; Apicomplexa; Aconoidasida; Haemosporida; Plasmodiidae. The transcript has a single exon.
AUGAAGAAAUCACUAAUUGCACUAUCACUGUGUGUAAAACUGUUAGCAUACACACUUUUCUUUCCUUGUCAUAAGGUAGAAACAAAGAAUAUGAAUGUGGAAUUAGAUGGAAAAGUGUACACUGUUUUAUAUGAGCGUAAAAAAGUAAAAUUCUCAGAUUUGGAUCCUCUAAACAUUAUGUUUCACUCAAAUCAUGUGAAACAUUCAGGAAAUUCCCUUAUUCGUUAUUUAAUAAAAAUGACUUCAAAAAAAUUAAAUAAAAUGAUUUAUGUUGUGAAACGGGUUGAUAUAACAUAUGAUAAACCACUUACAUAUGAUGACGAGUACAAAAUAAUAGGUGGCAUAACAUCCUAUGGAAAAACCUCCCUCAAGGUAAUUUUGUUUGGAACAAGUUCAGCAAGCAAAAAUGGAAAUACAAACAUGGAUGUCAAAAAUAUAUUGCGUAAUGGUGCUUUUGCGUAUGAGGACAAGUUAAGCAGUAAGCAUAACAGUGAAGUGAUUGAAAAAAGGAAACAAAACAAAAAGAUAACCAAAGUUGAGAAAGAUAUUUUUAGCUACCUAGACAAACGCAAAGAAAAUAAUGAAGACAUAAUUAUCAAAUUAAGUAGGGAUGAAAUUAAAGAUAUAGCAUCCCAGAAAAAAUGUCAAACUUAUUUUACUAUUCAUUAUACCUUAGUUCAAAUAAAUGAAGAUGGAGCUAAAUUGCCUAUUAAGGAAAAAUAUAAAAAUUUGUUUCCACCAAUUGAAAAUGAAAAAUUGAAACAGCUUGUUAGUGUCUUUUGUUAA